AUGGCCCCAUUAACACAUGGAGUUCACAGCAAGACCUUCUCCCAGCCUCCACUUGACGGUUCCCUUUGUCUUCCAGAACUCCUGGAUCUGCAAGGCUCUCGCUGUGGAAAGCACCCUCUAUUUGUGUAUGAAGACGCACCAAACAUGUCCAGAAUCAUUCUAUGGGAAGAGGCCAUCAAAGGCAUCCACAGAGCAACCGAGUAUAUCCGCCGUGCCAUUAGCCAGAACAACCUUGCAUCAAGGAAGCCUGUAAUAGCUGUUCUUGCCUCCUCGGACACUAUCACAUUUUCUACGUUCCUUUCCGGUGCACUACGUACGGGCUGGACGGUUUUCCCUAUCUCAACACGCAACAGCGUUCCAGCAAUUUCGGCACUGCUGAAGCAAACUCAGGUUACCCAUUUAUUUACCACUGGUGAAUCCCAUAUCCAACAAAACAUAGCUGCUGCCAUAAAGGAAUUACCAGAACCAUCAUCUGUGGUAAAAUGCUGCAUGCCUGUGUUUGAGGACCUGUACCCAACGAAGGGCGUUGAUCCGAACUUUGUUCCUUCUCGUAUAUCCGAAUUCGACCUUGACGAUACUGCUAUAAUAAUUCACUCCUCUGGAACAACGGCGUUUCCAAAACCCGUGAAUCUGACCCACAGAGCCUUAUUGUCAUGGAUCGAUGGAGCUUGUCACAGCGAUGUCGACUUCGCCGGCUGCGUCUUUUCUUAUCACAGUGUUCCUGUAUUCCAUGCCCUUGGAAUAACGUCCAUUGCCUUCUCUACUGGAUGCGGUUUGGUCGUCGCAGCAUUCAAGCCGCAAACACCAGCUGUCGUUCCAAAUCCAGAUAACGUCUUCCAGCAAGCUUCUGCAACAAAUUGUGAUUUCAUAUUUACAACUCCGACAAUGAUUGAGACAUGGGCGCAAACCGAUCGCACCGUCCAGAGUCUGACAAACAUCAAGGGAGUGAUUUACGGUGGCGGUCCACUUGGAAAAGAAUGCGGUGACUACCUAGCAUCUAGAGGCGUGAAUAUCUACACGGCAUAUGGCUUGACUCAAACACUGCUAGUCAGCAACUUCCUUCCAAAACCGCCUGGGAUGGACUGGGAGUUCUGCCAGGUCUCCCGAGCUCGACCAGUGGAUUACAUCGAUCGCGGCAACAAUGAGUUCGAACUAGUCCUCCUGGCAACAGAAUCUUACACGCCAAGCGUGAUUAACACAGAAAUUAAUGGGAAACAAGGUUUUGCAACCAACGAUCUCGUUAUGAAGCAUCCAACGAAGGAAGGUUAUUUCCGCAUAAUUGGUCGCACGGAUGAUCAGAUCAUGCAUUCGACUGGGGAGAAGACAAAUCCCGGGCCACUUGAGAAAAUACUGAAUCAGGACCCACUGGUCAGCGAUGCCCUCAUGUUUGGACGCGGUCGUUUCCACUGCGGUGUGCUCGUUCAACCGAAACCACCAUUCUCUUGCGAUCCGACCAACUCAGAGGAGCUGUUGAAGUACAGGUCAUUGAUAUGGCCGACUAUCGAAAAAAUGAAUGAAUUCGCCCCGUCCCAUUCACGGCUGUUCAAAGAGAUGAUAAUCGUUGCGUCCCCAUGUAAGCCGUUUACGUAUACUGCAAAAGGCUCGCCGCGCCGACAAGCGACCCUCGAUGACUACGCGGCGGAGAUAGAGUCAGCUUAUGCUGCCGUCGACGAAAGCUCGCAGGACGACAUACCCGGUCCAACCGAUUGGACUCUCACUUCAACUGAGAAAUUCAUCCGAACAGUUGUCGAACGGACAAUGAAGACACAAAACGAGUGUAUCCUCAACGACGCUGACUUGUUUGAACUCGGAUUGGACAGUCUUCAAGCAACCUGGAUUCGUAACUCCAUCCUUCGUGCACUACGUGAAACAAAUCAGUCUGCGUCACGUUCCAUACCUGCAAGCUUUGUGUACGAUCACCCUACUAUCUCGAGGCUUUCCAGAUUCAUCCACGGGGUAGUAGCAGGCGCACUUCCCGAAUCGACCGACUCCAAGGAGGCUAAACGCGCCGAACUACGUUCGCUCAUUGAGAAAUAUACUCAGACAUUCCCGGAAUUCAAAGGUGGGAAGCUGAGCCAAACAGAUGGUGCAGUCGUUCUUUUGACAGGAAGCACUGGCUCGUUGGGGUCAAAUAUUCUCGCAAAACUCCUUCAGAAUCCUGGGGUAAAGUGCGUUUACACUCUGUCCCGGCCAUCUUCCAAUGGUAUAUCUGCGAAAGAACGGCAUGUCAAAGCUUUUGAGCGCGAAGCUCUUGACGUCAAGCUGCUGGAUGGUUCAAAGGUCCUUCUCCUUGAGGGCGAUGCUUCCCGUGCCGAUUUCUCUGUGGACAAAGACGCAUUUGCAGAGAUGCAAACUUCGGUGACCCACAUUAUCCACAAUGGUUGGCGAGUGAACUUCAACGUCGCGGUCUCCUCAUUCGAGUCGAACAUACGAAGUGUUCGCAAUUUCAUUGACUUCUCUCUUGGUGGAUCGCGGCCCGUCCCUGCCCGCAUCAUCUUCAUCAGUUCUAUUGGGGUCUUCCAAAGCUUUUCUGAGAAACAGCUUGGACCAGAGUCCCACAUGGUAGAGCCAGAUGGUGCGAUCGGUACCGGAUACGCUGAAUCUAAAUGGGUUUCCGAGCAGAUCUUACAGCGUGCCUCAAUUGUCACUCCUUUGAGCACUACUGUUGCACGUUGCGGCCAGAUGACCGGCGGGCCGAGCGGUGCGUGGAACGAACACGAGUGGUUCCCGAGCCUCGUGAAGUCUAGCGUUGCGAUGGGAAAACUACCGAAUGCUGGUGGAAUUGUUACCUGGAUCAAUACGCAUGACGCUGCAGGCGCGGUUGUUGACAUGCUGGAUGUGAAAGACGAAGUUCUGAAUAUCGUGCAUCCACGCCCGGUCUCCUGGUCUUCUGUAAUCUCAACCGUCUCUGAAAUCCUCGGCAUUCCGGUCGUCCCAUAUACAGACUGGCUUCACUUGUUGGAGAAAGCGGCGAAAUCGACGCCAUCCGACUCCACUUCCCUCGAAGCUGCACACCGUUCAAACCCUGCACUUCGACUACUAUCUUUCUUCCAAGGCUCCAGUGACGUUCCCGACGAAUAUAAAGAAGCUCUCAGGUUCCCACGUAUGACAUGCGAAAAGGCAACUGCUGCCUCACAAGCUAUGCAGAAAGCGAAGCCACUGGGUGAAGAAGACGCCAAGCGAUGGAUUGAAAGUUGGAGAAGAUCCGAAUUCCUUUAA
Fomitiporia mediterranea MF3/22 is the source of this 3219-nucleotide messenger RNA. RefSeq names its product acetyl-CoA synthetase-like protein. NCBI's taxonomy places the organism in Eukaryota, Fungi, Basidiomycota, Agaricomycetes, Hymenochaetales, Hymenochaetaceae. The record is from RefSeq and is a predicted model, not a curated record. Bases 1 to 3219 code for a protein of 1072 amino acids. The transcript has 17 exons. Gene Ontology annotation, molecular function: phosphopantetheine binding.